Messenger RNA from Conger conger (European conger), 1969 nucleotides. RefSeq names its product lysosomal proton-coupled steroid conjugate and bile acid symporter SLC46A3. Gene Ontology annotation, molecular function: transmembrane transporter activity. NCBI's taxonomy places the organism in Eukaryota, Metazoa, Chordata, Actinopteri, Anguilliformes, Congridae. Gene Ontology annotation, cellular component: lysosomal membrane. The record is from RefSeq and is a predicted model, not a curated record. The coding region runs from base 174 to 1598 and encodes 474 amino acids. The transcript has 6 exons. Gene Ontology annotation, biological process: vacuolar transmembrane transport.
GAAAUGGUCGUUUAUAAUGUCACUUUGUUUCAUAACUCGGGUAGAAGAAUGUGCUGUCAACUGUCUGUCAGCUGAGCAGCGGUGUUAUAAUGUAUAAAUAACAUAUAUGUUGUAAAUAACAUCUCACUGAUGAAUUUCUGAAAGGGUGCUGUAGCAUCGCACGUCGCAGAUGAAUGAUGGGUUUGUACCUGGUGGAGCCCGUUGUGGCCAUCUACGCUUUUGCCAGCUUUUUAGUGUACCCGCUAGUGCAGCAGUACGUUUACCGGCGACUCUGGGAGGAGCUAACGAACACCACUUACCCCGACCAUGACUUGACGUCCCGCUGCGGUAACUACAGCAACCACAGCAGUCCGCACGAGGACGUCCAGAGGGCGGCCUCCCUCUUCUCCCUGUACAGCGAGCUCUUCUCCAUGGUCCCCAGCCUGGUCGUCACCCUCCUGCUGGUGGCCUCCAGCGACCGGCGCGGCCGCAAGAUCACCAUCGUCCUCCCCCUGCUGGGCUCGCUGGUCUACGCCCUCUCCUUCCUGGCCAUCUCCUUCUUCCGGCUCAACCUCUACCUCCUGGUGGCCGCCAACUUCGUCAGCUCCCUGUUCGGCGGCGUGGGCACGCUGCUGGGCGGCUGCUUCGCCUACGUGGCGGACCUCUGCCCGGACGGGACGCGGCGGACCAUGCGCAUGGCCGGGGUGGACAUGGUGAUCGGCCUGCUGUCGGGCGUGGCCUCCCUCUCCACGGGCUACUUCCUGCGGGCGGCGGGCUUCAACUGGCCCUUCGUCACGGCGGUGCUCUUCCACCUGGCCAACCUGGCCUACGUGGCCCUGGUCCUGGAGGAGACGGUGCGGGCCCCGGCGGACCCCCCCGGGCCCCCGCCGCCGGACGGCUCCUCCCCCGCGCCUCCUCGCCGGGCCGUGCUGAGCCUGGCGCACGGCGUGUUCGCGCUCUUCGCGGCCGGCGGCCGGAGGAGGAGCGCCCUCCUGGUGCUGCUCCUCCUCACCUUCUCCUCCUACAGCUUCGCCAACAUGGGCGGGCUGUCCGCCGUGACGCUGUACGAGCUGAACGAGCCGCUCUGCUGGGACGAGAUCCUGAUCGGCUACGGCUCGGCGCUCUCCACCGUGGUCUUCCUCACCAGCUUCGCCGGCGUGGCCCUGCUCUCCCGCUGCCUGCCCGACGCCGCCAUCGUCCUCGUGGGGCUGUUCUCCGUCAUGUCCGGCCUGGUGAUGAUCGCCUUCGCCAAAACCACGCUCAUGAUGUUCCUCGUCAGGAUACCCAUGCUCCUGGCCAUCAUGCCCGCCCCUGUGCUUCGCUCUAUGAUGUCAAAGGUCGUCUCCAAGUCUGAGCAGGGGGCGCUGUUUGCCUGCGUGGCGUUCCUGGAGAGCCUGAGCUCCAACGUGGCCUUCGCCGUGUUCAGCAGCCUGUACGCCGCCACCGUGGCCUGGGCCCCUGGGUUCACCUUCCUGCUGGGGGCCGGGCUCUGCCUGCUGCCCAUCGGCCUGCUGGGUGCGGUGGUGAUCGUUGGCCCAGAGGAAGCCAAGGAGAAGGAGGAGGAGGCAAUUUUACCUCAGGAGGAAACGUACCCUGAGGAGAACGAGCCUCUGGCCUGACUGAAAGGGAAACGGAGGAGCGUGACUGUCGGUUUUCUGCCUCCGCGGACGAACCUGGAGCCACACAUGUCUUUAUUUUCGGGGGUAACACGUGCGCAGCCGCUGAGUUAUUUUGGUGAGAAGUCACUAUCUAGACUGAGGCCCUGCAGGCCUGAAGCACGGGCAGGGGAGAGACCAUUCCUCCGUGCGCUCACGUCAUUGUGUGAACUUUGGUCUGCUGUGCAGAAGCUGCAUGUGCAGACAUGGAAGUCACGUGACAUUUAGCUGCCUUUGUGUGUGACAGGCUGAAGGCAGGGUUGCCACAAAUAUCCAGGCCAAAAGACAUUGAAAACCAGCACAAAUGCAGACAAAUGUAGCCAAAACCGGUGACA